GUCUGCUCCGGGGUGUUUGAACAGGAAGGCGGACAUGUUGGGCGCUCUGUUCAUUAUUAUUAAUAUUAAAAAUAAUCUGGAUCCUCCGCGCGGUCAGAGAGCGGCUCUGCUGCAGCUGAAGAACCCGCUGGAUUAUAUGAGAGAUCAGUGAUCCGGGGAUUAAUCACUGUAACCGAGCGCGGGGAACUUUCUCUCUGCUUUUAAACUGGACCGACUUUUACUAACUUAUCUCCUCCGGUUCCCCCGGCCCGGGCUGCGGUUCUCCCGUCGCCCCGCGGUUCUGUGUUUACGGGAGUUUAUGCGGAUUGUUAACUCGGAGUUUUGGGUGUUUUCCUCUUCAGAACAUCCUGUAUGUACUCUGACUUAUUUACAGAGCCGGGCCUGGAGCGGCCAGAGCGGCUGAUUGGGCUAAUUUAAUGGGCAAGUUGCAACUUCUGUCCACUUAUUUUUGAUUCAGUUCGCCGAUUAUAAGCGAAGCCUCGAAGUUUAAUCGAGUCGUUAGCUGAUUAAUGUUGUAUUUCUUCUUUUUAUAAACGUUAACUAACUUAAUUAACGAACGUGUGAUCUAUUUUCUACCUAUCUAGACAGAGAGAGUUAAGCUAAGAUAGCUAAGCUAACUAGUUACAACUUUUUCUGAACACUUAUUUUGAUAACCUAACGCGACAGUUGAUACGUCGACUAUAAGCGAAGCUUCGUAACGUUAGUUAAAUCGAUUAAUUGACUUAGCUGAUUAACAUUAAUUUCUCAUUUGACGUUAUUAAAUAGCUAACCUAUGUGGCGUCUCUUUUUCUCUCUAGACACAGCAUCAAUCUUAAGUUUAGUCACUUCGUUAAUUAGCUAAAAGCUAACUAGCUUAGCCAUAUUUUCUUCUCUUCAUGCACUUAAGCUACAGUAUUAGUUAACCUAUAUUAUUAGCUAGUUGGCUAACCUAGCGUUAACUAAACUAAACUAUGUGAGCUCUCAUGUAGUUAGCUAGCUAACUAUAGAAAUUAGCUAUAAUAGUAGCUAAUUUUCUCAUUUUCGCUCUUUCCCACCAACUUGUCAUGGACUAAGAAGAAACUUCACCGCCUCAACUUUGUGUGUGAUCGUCUAAAAAUGUGGAUUUUCAUCAUCUGUCCCACUUUUAUGAGUGAAAAAACCAAAAGACACAAAACGUCUCUUUGAUAGCUGGCUAUAAUAAAACUACACAGGACUGAUUAAAGUUAGCUAACUAGCUAACUGGCUGGAUUCAGAGACAGAGCUAGCCAGCUAACUCAAAGUUAGCAGCUCUAAAACACGGAUUUUAUCAACAUUUAUCCCUUAUAAGCUCAUAAUCAGCACGGGAAGAGCUGCAGAAGAUGUCUUCUGCGGAGAAUUUGACGGCUCGGUUCGAGAAAAUCGAUGCCAUGCUGAAGGACCCGAAAUCCGAGAUCAACACCGACUGCCUUCUGGACGGUUUGGACGCUCUGGUCUAUGACCUGGAUUUCCCCGCCCUGAGGAAGAACAAAAGCAUCGACAACUUCUUAAGCAGAUAUAAGGAUACGAUCAGUAAAAUACGAGAUCUGCGUAUGAAAGCGGAGGACUAUGAGGUGGUUAAGGUCAUCGGGAGAGGAGCGUUCGGAGAAGUUCAACUGGUGAGACAUAAAGCCACCAGGAAAGUUUACGCUAUGAAGCUUCUCAGUAAGUUUGAGAUGAUUAAGAGAUCAGAUUCUGCUUUCUUCUGGGAGGAGAGGGACAUUAUGGCCUUCGCUAACAGCUCAUGGGUCGUACAGCUGUUCUACGCGUUCCAGGACGACCGCUACCUCUACAUGGUGAUGGAGUACAUGCCGGGCGGUGAUCUGGUUAAUCUGAUGAGUAAUUACGACGUCCCGGAAAAAUGGGCUCGGUUCUACACGGCCGAGGUGGUGCUGGCGCUGGACGGGAUUCACGCCAUGGGAUUUAUACACAGGGAUGUGAAACCCGACAACAUGUUGCUGGAUAAAUCAGGCCACUUGAAGCUGGCGGACUUUGGCACCUGUAUGAAGAUGAAUAAGGACGGUAUGGUACGAUGUGACACGGCGGUGGGAACUCCAGACUACAUUUCUCCAGAGGUACUGAAGUCUCAGGGUGGAGACGGAUACUACGGCCGAGAGUGCGACUGGUGGUCCGUCGGGGUCUUCCUGUAUGAAAUGCUUGUUGGUGACACGCCGUUCUACGCUGAUUCGCUGGUGGGAACCUACAGUAAAAUCAUGAACCACAAGAACGCCCUGACCUUUCCCGAGGACAGCGACAUCUCCAAGGACGCCAAAAGCCUCAUCUGCGCCUUCCUGACGGACAGGGAAGUGCGAUUGGGACGGAACGGAGUGGACGAGAUAAAGAGACACUCUUUCUUUAAGAACGAUCAGUGGACCUGGGACAACAUCAGAGACACCGCUGCCCCGGUGGUGCCGGAGUUGAGCAGUGAUAUUGAUACGAGUAAUUUUGAUGAUAUUGAGGAGGAUCGAGGAGAGGAGGAGACCUUCCCCAUCCCUAAAGCCUUCGUGGGAAACCAGCUGCCGUUCGUCGGCUUCACGUAUUACAGCGGGAACCAGUCUUCUCGAUGCUCCUCCACGAAAACCAGUGACAAACACGGCAGCACCACGAAAGAAGACAAAAGCCACCUGGAGAACCUGCAGAAGAGGAUCCAUCAGCUGGAGGAGCAGCUGCACGGAGAAAUGCAGCUCAAAGAUGAGAUGGAGCAGAAGUGCAGGGCAUCCAACAUCAAACUGGAUAAGAUGAUGAAAGAGCUGGAUGAAGAGAGUAAUGCGAGGAAGAGUGUGGAGGCCAGUCUGUCUCUGCUGGAGAAAGAUAAGCUGAUGCUGCAGCAUCGAGUCACGGAUCACCAGAGGAAAGCGGAUCAGGAGGCGGAGAAACGGAGGAAUCUGGAGAACGAGGUCUCCUCUCUAAAGGAACAGCUGGAGAACCUGAGGAAGAUCAGCCAGAACACUCAGGCCUCAAGUGAUAAGAUCGCCCAGCUGCAGCACCAGUUGGAGGAGGCGAAUGACCUGCUGCGGGCGGAGUCGGACACGGCGGCGCGUCUGAGGAAGAGUCAGACGGAGAUGGGGAAGGCCAUGAGUCAGCUGGAGGGGCUGAACGGAGAGCUGCAGGAGAAAGUCCGGGCGUCCGACAGCGCCCGACAGCAGCUGGAGAGAGAACUGCUCCAGCUCCAGAACACGCUGGAUACCGAGCGCCGAACCUGCAGCCAGGGCUCCGAGGAGAUACGCCAACUACAGGCUCGUAUGAUGGGUCUGCAGGAGGACAAUAAGAACCUGAGGCUGAGUUUAUCUAAAGUGGAGGCGGAGAGGAAGCAGGCCCAGGAGAGGAGUAACAGUCUGGAGAAGGAGAAGAACAGUCUGGAGAUUGAUCUGAACUAUAAGCUGAAGAUUCUGCAGCAGCGUCUGGAUCAGGAGAUCACGGAGCACCGGGUCAGCCGAGCACAGCUGACCGACAAAUACGAGUCCAUCGAGGAGGCCAAGUCCGCCGCCAUGCACGCGGUGGAGCAAAAGGUGUCUGAGGAAAGCGUGCUGAGGCUGCGGGCGGAGAGCCGGGUGGUGGAGGUGGAGAAGCAGUGCUCCAUGCUGGAGUUUGAUCUGAAGCAGUCGGUGCAGAAGAUGGAGCAGCUGAUGAAGCAGAAGGAGAGGCUGGAGGACGAGGUGAAGGUUCUGCGGGUGCAGCUGGAUCAGGAGUGCAGUAAACGAGCCGUGGCUCAGACGGAUCUGAAGACCCGGACCGGCGAGGUGGAGAGACUGAGGGGUUCUGAGAAGCAGCUGAAGCAGGAAAUCAACACCACCCUGGAGAACAAGCGAUCACUGGAGUUCCAGCUCGCACAGCUCACCAAGCAGUACAGAGGGAAUGAAGGUCAGAUGAGGGAGCUGCAGGAUCAGCUGGAGGCGGAGCAGUAUUUCUCUACGCUGUAUAAAACUCAGGUGAAGGAACUGAAGGAGGAGCUGGAGGAGAGGAACCGGCUGGUGCAGGACGCACAGAAAAAAGUGCAGGAGAUGCACGCAGAAAGGGAUUCUCUGAUGGCGCAGCUGGAUCUGACCGUAACGAAGGCGGAGUCGGAGCAGUUAGCCCGAGCGCUACAGGAGGAGCAGUACUUCGAGCUCAGCCAGGAGAACAAGAAGAGCACGUCCAGACACAAACAGGAGAUCUCAGAGAGAGACUCCACUAUAGCACGGCUUGAGGAUUCCAACAAAACCCUUACCAAAGACGUGGAGACCCUCAGCAGGGAGAAAGCCGAGCUGGACGAGAAGCUCCGAUCUCAGGAGGACGAAUAUUCAGCCCAGAAGGAAGAAAUUUCCAACUCCAUCAAGGCAAAUUACGAGAAGAUACUGAACACAGAGCGAACCCUGAAGACCCAGGCGGUGAAUAAACUGGCUGAGAUCAUGAACAGGAAGGACAUGAAGCUGGACAGGAAGAACCGGGGCAGCACCACGGACCUGAGGAAGAAGGAGAAGGAGAACCGCAAGCUGCAGCUGGAGCUCAACCAGGAGAAGGAGAAGUUCAACCACAUGGCCAUCAAAUACCAGAAGGAGCUGAACGAGAUGCAGGCGCAACUGGUGGAGGAGAGUACGUAUCGUAACGAGCUGCAGAUGCAGCUGGACAGUAAAGAGAGUGAUAUCGAGCAGCUGAGAGAGAAGCUGAACGACCUGCAGCUGCGCAUGGACAACUCCAGCGUUACCAGCCUGCAGCCCGACGAGACGGACAGCAACACCGCCGAAUCCAGACUGGAGGGCUGGCUGUCCAUCCCUAACAGAGCCAACAUCAAGAGAUACGGCUGGAAGAAACAGUAUGUCGUGGUGAGCAGUAAGAAGAUUCUCUUCUAUAAUGAUGAGCAGGAUAAAGAGCAGUCAAACCCCUCCAUGGUGCUGGAUAUAGAUAAACUCUUCCACGUGCGUCCAGUGACACAGGGUGACGUGUAUCGUGCUGAAACGGACGAAAUCCCCAGAAUAUUUCAGAUCCUUUAUGCUAAUGAGGGGGAGUGUAGGAAGGAGGCGGACCUGGAGGCGGUUCCUCAGGGCGAUAAGAACUGUCUGGCCCAUAAAGGUCACGAGUUCAUCCCCACGCUCUACCACUUCCCCUCCAACUGCGAGGCCUGUGCCAAACCGCUGUGGCACGUCUUCAAACCCCCGCCGGCGCUCGAGUGCCGCCGCUGCCACGUCAAGUGCCACAAAGACCACCUGGACCGGAAGGAGGACGUCAUCGCGCCCUGCAAAGUGAACUAUGACGUGACGUCAGCGCGGGACAUGCUCCUGCUGGCCCUGUCUCAGGACGAGCAGAAGAAGUGGAUUGGCCAUUUGGGCAAAAAGAUCCCCAAGACCCCGCCCUCCACCUUCUCCCGCUCCUCCCCCCGCACCAUGUCCACCCGCUCGGUCGUAGCCAAUCAGUCCUUCCGAAAGAACCCCAAAAACAUCACCGGCAAGCCCAGUUAACCACCCGACUCUUCUCUCUGAACCGCGGGACUCAGUUACGACUCUGUAACGUUACAUCUCGGACAAAAAAGAAAAGAAAAACACACACAAAAAUAAAUGCAUAAACCCACACACAAAUACACAAAUACAUACAUACAUUCAAACUAAACCUUUAAAAAAAAAACUUUAAAAAUCAGAAAUAAAAAUGGAAUUAACCCUAAAAGUUACAUCAUUUCAUUGCAUCACCGCUUCACUGAGGACUGAGGCUGCAGUCGAGUGCUGGUGGGUAAAGGGAUCAGGGGGGGGAUGGGUGGGCGCUACUUUUUCUCCUUCUUCUUCUUCUUCUUUUUUUAUUUUUUAUUAUUUUUUUUUUUGGUGGAAUUUUUAUUUUUUAUUUUUUUUAGCUCCCCUCCCCUCCUCCGGCCUGCAGGGGGCGCUCAAACCACCACACCCUCACACCAUCCAUCCUCCACAGCCUGCACAUCAGCGGUGCAGCGCCAACUACGGGACCAAAACCUAAAACCCAAAACCCAAAACCCACACAAGGGAGGCGGUUCAGCGGUUCUGUCCUCUUUCCUCUUUCUGAACCUGAAGGGAGUGUAAUUUUUGGGGGCGGGUCUUCGGGGAGCUUGGUGACUCCUGGGACUGACGUUCGUGCGUUCGAUGCCUUUUAUUCUGAUGGAUCUGUUUCUGUUGGCCUUACGGUUCCUGCGACUCCAGAUCCGGAUCCGGUUCUGGUUCUGGUUCCGGUUCUGGUUCGGGUGUCGAGGAGCUGAGGACUCUCUGGGCAAUAAUUUGGGACGGGUUUGGUUUGGGACGGAGUUCUGGGUACUGAGUAUUAGAUUUCUGUUCUGUUUAUUCAGCUUGUUUUUUUUUUGUUUUUUCAAAGGAGCAUGCAAGAUAUUUACAGUCUAUGCAUAUUAUUAUGAUUAUUAUUAUUAAGAAUAAUAAUAUUAUUAUAGUAAUUAUUAUUCAUUAUUAUUGUUGUUAUUCUCCAAGCCAUUGAGGAACACCAGCGAGGAUUGGCUGAAGGAGAAAAAUGAAAAACAAAGAAAAGCAACAAAAAAAACAAAUUAGAAACUGUUGUUUGUUUGUUUUUUUUGCAUUCAUUUGGGUACAUUAUUAUUAUUGCUAUUAUUGUUAUUGUUGUUAUUAUUUCUGUAAUUGUUCUUGUUUUUUUUUUUGUUUGUUUUUCGUUGUUUUAUCUUCUUUUUUUUUAUCAUUUUUUGUAAUGUAUUGCCUUACCUUUUGAUUCCUAGACGAAUGGUUCAAAAACAAAAAAGGAAGAAAAGAAAAAAAAAGAAACAUUAAGUUAACAAAUGUAAAACUGCACUGUUUGAAUUGUAAGUUAUUUGUAGAAGACUAAACUGGUGUAGCGUUCAGCCCACCUAGUGCCUUACCGUUAACGUUAACGACGACGAUUUUACUGCCAUAUCUGUUCGCGUUCCUCUUCGGGAUGAAAAGAAGAAAUGUAAAAAAAAGAGAGAGAAGAGAAAAGAAAAGAAAAAAGGUAAAUUGUAAAUCUAUUCCUUUUUUUAAGGACAAAAAAACGUGUAUAUCGUCCACGUCCGCGUGGUUUUAUCAGAACGGUCAGUCGCUUCGUUUGGCCGAAAAACAAACAAACACAAAAAAAAACGUCUGCAUUUAACGAUUUUUUUGAUAUUCAAAUGAAGGCAGGGUGUGUAUCAGAGUGUGGAAAGCUGAAAAAAGCUGGAUAUCUAUAUAUUAAAUAUAAUGAGCAAUAAUCAUUUCCUGCGUACAGUUCCCUCACUCUGCGUGUUUUCCUCGCUCUAACUACGUCACCACGUCUGCGUCCGCUGGAGGAGCGACGAUAUUAACGAUAUUAACGAUAUUAAUAACGAUAAUAGCGAUAAUGACGUGAUAAACAGAGGAGUUAGAGCAGGAAAACACAACACAUCUGGGAGAAAUCCCAGCAUUCAUAUCAUCAUCAUCAUCAUCAUCAUCAUCAUCAUUACUGCGUACGAGUCACAGUCGUAACCCCGCCCCCUGAUUAAAGCAGAGUGUGAUUCUGUGUGUAUAUAACAAAUAAACGCCACAAAGAUCAUGAAUACCUCCUCCUCCUCCUCCUCCUCCUCACCUAUCGGAACUGGUUUUAGGUUUUUCGUGUUCAGUUAAAUGAAGCACUGGAACUAAAGAUGAGCGCAUCGUAUUGUUUUGGAUGAUCUGCAUGUUAAACUGCGUCGGAGGCGGCACUGAUGGAUGUGUGUCAAUAAACAUUAUCUUUAUCACCUUA
This is a messenger RNA of Astyanax mexicanus (Mexican tetra), 7662 nucleotides long. RefSeq names its product Rho-associated, coiled-coil containing protein kinase 1 (gene rock1). The record is from RefSeq and is a predicted model, not a curated record. Lineage: Eukaryota; Metazoa; Chordata; Actinopteri; Characiformes; Acestrorhamphidae. Gene Ontology annotation, molecular function: small GTPase binding; ATP binding; Rho-dependent protein serine/threonine kinase activity. The coding region runs from base 1338 to 5429 and encodes 1363 amino acids. Gene Ontology annotation, cellular component: cytoskeleton; cytoplasm. The transcript is spliced from 33 exons. Gene Ontology annotation, biological process: regulation of cell junction assembly; embryonic morphogenesis; Rho protein signal transduction.